Messenger RNA from Morus notabilis, 1474 nucleotides. Its product is annotated as vinorine synthase. NCBI's taxonomy places the organism in Eukaryota, Viridiplantae, Streptophyta, Magnoliopsida, Rosales, Moraceae. The transcript has a single exon. The coding region runs from base 29 to 1417 and encodes 462 amino acids. The record is from RefSeq and is a predicted model, not a curated record.
UUAAACUUAAGCGUGAGAGUUGAGACCAAUGGAAGUUGAAGCAAUCUCCAACGAGAUCGUCAAACCCUCUUCUCAAACUCCGGAAAAUCUCCGCCGUUACAAGCUCUCUUUCCUUGAUCAACUAUCACCCAAAGCCUAUAGUCCUUUCAUUUACUACUAUGAAUUAGCAGACCAUAACACUAAUGAGCCAAAUUAUAUCUCGGAGAUAUCCAACAAGCUUAAGAAAUCUUUGUCCCAAGCCUUAACCCUUUACUAUCCACUGGCCGGACGAUUUAUAGACGACCAUUUCCUCGACUGCAACGACGAUGGAGUUCCCUACUUUGAAGCUCGAGUACUUUACACCGAACUCUCCAGCGUGCUCGAGAAUCCGAUCCCAUGUGAACUCAACAAGCUUCUUCCACUCGAACUCGACGAAAUAGCUGAAUCUCCCCUCGGCGUCCAACUCAAUGUCUUCGAAUGCGGAGGAAUCGCCAUUGGCCUUUGCUUUUCCCACAGACUUGAGGACGCUUUGUCAUGUCUAGUGUUCGUCCGAAGUUGGAUGGCCAUUGCUCGCGGAGAGAAUGACGUUGUCAUGCAACCUGAAUUUAUCUCAGGAGAUCUUUUCCCGACGAGGAAUAUGCGCGGGUAUGAUCCUACAUUCUCCAUCAAAAAGAAUAUGUGCACUACAAACAUAACAAAGAGGUUUGUGUUCGAUGCUCGGAAGAUUGAGGCUCUCAGGGCAAAGUACGAGGAAAGAAAAAGUGAGGAAGGAAUAAUAAACAAUCAAAACGUCCGAAAUUGGCGCCUUUCACGCAUUACCGUGGUGUCCACUUUCCUAUGGAGCCGUUUCAUGGCUGCAACAAAGUCACUUAAAUCCGAAGCUGGAAAAAACUAUGUCAUUCUUCACCCGGUGAACAUCCGUACAAGAUGUGAUCCACCAUUGGGAGAACAUUCAUUCGGAAACUACUACACCACCGCCGCAACAGUCGGAACCAUUACAAGUACUUGUACUGGGGAAGAAUACUGUUACGGCCUGGCGGGGAAGAUAGGAGAAGAGACAAGAAGGAUUGACAAGGAAUUUGUGAAAAAAAAUAUUCAAGAAAAGGGAGAUGAGUUGGUGGAGCAUAUCAAGAAAGAUACCGAAAGUUUCAUAAAAGAAGAGGUAGUUGGGUUAGUCAUAACAAGUUUGUGCAGGUUUCCACUCUAUGAGGCUGACUUUGGAUAUGGUAAGCCCACAUGGGUGAGUUCUGCUGCCAGGGGUUUUAUUAACCUAAUUUCUCUUAUUGACAACAGAGCUGAAGAUGGAAUAGAAGCUUAUAUUUGCUUGAAGGCGGAAGAUAUGGCCAAAAUUGAAGUUGACAAAGAGUUUCUUGCCUUUGUGUCUCCAAAUAUGGCUGCUCAUGUGAAGACUGCUAAAAAAAAAAUGUCCAAUAAUUAACGCGGGUGUGUUUUGAUCAGUUUAUCAGUUUAGUUGUUUUGGUUUGAUUUUUUUUUU